This is a messenger RNA of Suillus subaureus, 824 nucleotides long. RefSeq lists its product as uncharacterized. The transcript is spliced from 4 exons. NCBI's taxonomy places the organism in Eukaryota, Fungi, Basidiomycota, Agaricomycetes, Boletales, Suillaceae. The coding region runs from base 38 to 517 and encodes 159 amino acids. The record is from RefSeq and is a predicted model, not a curated record.
UACCAAAUUUGUCACGCAAUCGUCUUCCACCACCACCAUGCCCAUCACAUCCCCAACACUCGUCCCCCGCCCUCCAAUCACCCCCCUCGUCCUCCCGCGCGCACCCCAAGUAAACCCAACCCCACUCCCCAAACUCGAUCGCUACCCCGGGCGCAUGGACACCCGACGGGAUCUCCAACGCGAAAUCGACGAUCUCUCAGAUGAGGAGAACGAACUUGAAGAUGCUAACUUGGUGAUUAGGAAUCGAGGGUUUCAGUGGCUCGUUCCUAUUGGGCGGCAUACGACGCUGUUGGAGGAGAAGAAUGAGGCAGAAGACGAUUCGGAUGGCUCUGAUACAGGUCAAUCAGGCGGCGGCCCUUCGAUCAACGAGGACGGCGAGGAGAACGACGAUUCAGGAGCUGAUUUGGACGCGAGCAUGGAAGAUAUGGAUGAGGAGGGUGAGGCGGGGACAGCAAGUGAAGCGGAGGAUGUGAAUGACAUGACGGACGAUUUAGAGGAGAGGUCGAGUGAUGCUUGAUACACCACACUCAGAGCAGGACAGAGAAAAACGAUGAAAUUAUGGGUGGUAUCGAUAAGUCUUGUUAGAUUCUCGUCGCUCAUCUCCACUUCCCAACGACGCCGAAGUUGAACCACACGAGGUCGCCAACACAAAGUCCAACCACCACGAACUGAAAUCGAAUCACUACGAACCCGACUCAAGGGACUACCCCCUGAAAAUCUGUCACAGACAACGUCCCACGCGUAUGCCUUCUCCUAGGGCCAGGAUUAGCCAUGACGAGUGGCCGUACCCAUAAUCGGACGUGGCCCGCUUUUGACGCUGUUAC